This is a messenger RNA of Glarea lozoyensis ATCC 20868, 1752 nucleotides long. Its product is annotated as MFS general substrate transporter. NCBI's taxonomy places the organism in Eukaryota, Fungi, Ascomycota, Leotiomycetes, Helotiales, Helotiaceae. The record is from RefSeq and is a predicted model, not a curated record. Gene Ontology annotation, molecular function: fluconazole transmembrane transporter activity. Gene Ontology annotation, biological process: xenobiotic detoxification by transmembrane export across the plasma membrane. The transcript has 3 exons. Bases 1 to 1752 code for a protein of 583 amino acids.
AUGAAGGAAUUGAUCAGGGAUACUACGUUUGGCAAAGUGGUUCGAGUGGCGGGUGGGAAGAAGUUCUUGGGAUUCGAAGAAGAGAGGGAUCCUUCGUUAUGGAAGACAUAUGUCAAUAAGGAAAAGUCCGGCCAGAUGGCACAUCACGGUUACGUCGGUGAGGAAGAAAAGAACGAGGAGAACGAAGAGUCAAAUAGCAACAGAAAUAAUUCCGAACCUCAGUCAGGCGUCCUACAGCCGGACAACCAAACCCGUAGCAGCUCCGAGACGAGGGUAGGAAGCAAUGACCAGAACAGAAACGAGGUUAGCGGUGUUCCUGUAGACCCCGAAAAGGGUCGAGAUGUAACUAUCGUGACAUGGUAUGGACCGAACGAUCCAGAGAAUCCUCAAAACUGGGGUACUGGAAAGAAAUUCUUCGUCACCUUCCUCAUCUGUUUCCUUACUUUCUCCGUUUAUAUCGGAUCUGCCAUCUACUCCGCUGGUAUUAUGGGCGUGGAACAACAAUUUGGCGUUAGCCAAGUCGCUGCAACAUUAGGUUUGUGUUUGUUCGUCGCUGGUUAUGGUCUUGGCCCCAUGAUUUGGUCACCACUAUCAGAGAUUCCUCAGAUUGGUCGAAUGCCAAUCUACGUCGGAACUCUGUUCGUCUUCGUAUUCCUUCAAUUCGCUGUCAUCUAUGCCACCAACUUCGGCAUGUUGCUCGCCUUCCGAUUCUUGACCGGGUUUUUCGGCUCUCCUGUUCUUGCGACUGGUGGUGCUUCUCUGUCAGAUAUUUACAAACCAUCUAAACGAGCAUAUGCCAUUGGAAUCUGGGGUAUCGCAGCUGUUUCUGGACCAGUUCUUGGACCACUCAUUGGUGGAUUCGCAGCUCAACACAAAGGAUGGACGUGGACAAUCUGGGAACUUCUUUGGCUUUCCGGCUUCGCACUUAUCCUUAUGAUCUUCUUCCUCCCAGAGACCUCCUCCGCCAACAUCCUCUACCGCCGUUCCCGCCGUCUUCGCAAACUCACAGGACGCACCGACCUUAAAUGUGAACCGGAGCUCAUGUCAGAACAGAUGUCGCCUAAGGAUAUCGCUCUCAUGGUCCUCGUCCGACCAUUCUCACUCACAUUCACCGAACCAAUUCUCUUCGCCCUCAACUUGUACAUUGCCUUGAUUUAUGGUCUCCUCUACGUCUGGUUCGAAUCCUUCGCCAUCGUCUUCAUCGAAGUCUACGGCUUCAACCUGGGCGAAGAAGGUCUCUCAUUCUUGGGUAUCCUCAUCGGUGGUUUCGCCGUCAUCCCGCCAUUCUUCCUCUACCUCUACAAGGUACAAGAACCACAAUUCGACGAAAACGGCGAAAUCGCACCAGAGAAACGUCUGCCUCCAGCUUGCGUAGGCGCUUUCUGCAUCCCUAUCUGCCUCUUCUGGUUCGGUUGGACAUCUCGCGCAAGCAUCCACUGGAUCGUUCCCAUCAUCGGCUCUUCAUUCUUCUCCAUUGGUGCAUUCCUCCUCUUCAAUUCCGUCUUGAACUAUCUCGGUGACGCAUACCCUGAGUAUGCCGCUAGUGUGUUUGCCGGAAACGAUUUCAUGCGAAGUGCCUUCGGUGCUGGCUUCCCUCUGUUUGCGAAUGCUAUGUAUAGAAAUCUUGGAACGAACUGGGCGAGUAGUACGCUUGGGUUCUUGAGUAUUGCGUUCAUUCCGAUUCCGUUUGUGCUGUGGAAGUAUGGAAAGCAGAUUCGGUUGAAGAGUAAGAGAGCGAGACAUGAUUUGUAG